This is a messenger RNA of Hevea brasiliensis (rubber tree), 1971 nucleotides long. Its product is annotated as heat stress transcription factor A-4a-like. Gene Ontology annotation, cellular component: nucleus. The transcript is spliced from 2 exons. Gene Ontology annotation, molecular function: DNA-binding transcription factor activity; RNA polymerase II cis-regulatory region sequence-specific DNA binding. The record is from RefSeq and is a predicted model, not a curated record. NCBI's taxonomy places the organism in Eukaryota, Viridiplantae, Streptophyta, Magnoliopsida, Malpighiales, Euphorbiaceae. Gene Ontology annotation, biological process: regulation of transcription by RNA polymerase II. The coding region runs from base 530 to 1792 and encodes 420 amino acids.
AUUGAAAGGAGAAAUACAGUAUGCUCUUCUCUUGGCAGGUCUCCAAUAGUUUUGUUUCUGUUGAAAAAUUUUAGCUUCUGUAUCCCUUCCCUUUCUCAAGUUUCAAUUCUGAAGUGCUAUUCUUCUAUUAUUAUUAUUGUUAAAUGGUCAAAAGCCUUGAUUUUCAUUUUAUUUUCCUAGCUUUUUCUCCAAGUUCUGCAAUUUCAUUGGUCACAACUUCCCUCAGAAUAAUAACAUCUCCCACUUUCCAGUUCUUAAUCUUUACCUGCAAUUGCUAUUCAUUUUCUUUAAUCUAAACCCAGAAUCAUUUCUGAUUGAAUUUGACAGAACCCAGUUGCCUUUAGAUUCUGAUCCCCAUCUCAAUUCUGGUUUUCAUUUGGCUACUGUCUAUUGUUUAUGUUCUUUCUCAAUCUUGGUUCGAUCUUUCCAUUAGAGGGAGCUUUAGCUUUGCUGGUGUAUGAAAACAGAGUUUCUUGGCAUACAUAAUAUUUAGCGUAUUAAGGUUUUGACAGGAAAAAAAAAUAAAGGCAUGGAUAGUUCACAUGGAAGUAGUUCCAAUGCGCCGGCUCCUUUUCUGAUCAAAACAUACGAGAUGGUUGAUGAUACGUUGACCAACUCAGUGGUGUCUUGGAGCGCCAGUGGCUGCAGUUUUGUUGUGUGGAAUCCACCUGAAUUCGCUCAAGAUUUGCUUCCCAAUUACUUCAAGCACAAUAAUUUCUCAAGUUUUGUCAGGCAGCUUAAUACUUACGGAUUCAGGAAGAUUGACCCUGAUCAGUGGGAGUUUGCUAAUGAAGAAUUUAUAAGAGGGCAGAGACAUCUUUUAAGUAAUAUUCGCCGACGAAAACCAAUCCACAGCCAUUCAAUGCAGAAUCAAGUUAAUUACUCUCCACUGACUAAAACAGAGAAAAGUGAAUAUGAGGAGAAAAUUAAGCGACUAAAACAUGAAAAUACAUUUCUUCAGCUGGAGCUACAGAGACAUGAAACAGAGAAGCAGGCCUUGGAGUGUCAAAUUAUGCCAUUAGGGGAGAGAUUGCGGGGUAUGGAGCACAGACAGAUUCAAUUAGUUUCUUUCUUGGCUCAACUUGUAAAGAAACCAGGAUCUGCCUCUAUUCUCAUGCAGCAAUCAGAAUACCACAACAAAAGGAGGAGAUUACUUGAACUUGAUCACCUCAUUGGAGAUUACAACAUGAAAGAGAAGCACAGUUUGCGUUCGGAAGAUUCAACGAUGAAGUUUGAGUUAGUUGAGAAGUUGGAUUCAUCCAUAAAAUGCAUUGAAGAUUUCUUUUAUGGAGCAGCGGAAGCUUUUACUCAAGAUAUGCAAGAUUUCGCCUUAGCAUCGCAGCCUUCACCUAUCCAUGUUAGGGAGCCAAGCACGUCUUCCAUAGAUGGAGAAACGUGCUCACCUAUAUCACAUCAAUCUUCACUGCAUUCUAUGGAUAUUCCUUCAUCUCCUGAGCUACCCGCAUGUAUCAAUCAUGUCAACAGCCCAAAAUUUUCACCUGAAUCUCCACAGUUUGAUGCAAACUUCAAGCCCGCAACUAGUACUAGUGCUCCUGUGGUUGAAGCUGUAAAAGAAUCAGAAUUAGAGACAACAGAUUCAUCUACUCCCACAGGUGCAAACGAUCAUUUCUGGGAAUAUUUCCUGACUGAGGCUCCUGGUUCUUCUAGCACACAAGAACUCGAACCUGGGUUCGAGCGAAGAACAAGUGACGAGAGACUUUGGUGGAGUGCGAACGCCAUAAAUGAUCUUACCAAACACAUGUGGCACCUUGCACCCGCUGAAAGAACAUAAUGUUGUCGUUUGGGGGUUGAUUCUUGCAACUCUGCUGCUAGUCCUGCUAGUUUGCUUGUAUAUUAAGUUACAGAAGAGGUAGAAUUGUUGUAGUGAUUGUAGAUUACAGCUAGAAUACUGGACAUUCUUACUGAUCAAAUUUUUGUAGUGCAUAUCAGAUAAUUGCCGAUUAGUUCUCA